Molecule: messenger RNA, 1357 nt
Organism: Racocetra persica
Lineage: Eukaryota; Fungi; Glomeromycota; Glomeromycetes; Diversisporales; Gigasporaceae
Source: the annotation of a GenBank genome assembly
AUAGUAAACCUAUCCUCAAAGAAUUAAUGUACGGAAGAACGCGUAUUUAUACCGCACUUCCACCUGGUUCUUCCCAUUCUCCAACGAGUUCCAAAUCUUCACCUACUGCGUCCUCGUCUCCACUUUAUUGGCAAUGGCAAUCCGCGACUUCAAGCACUGGAGUUCCAGAAGAAAAAAGUAAGGUAUCCAGUUUCGUUGGGAGUAUCAAACAGAGCUUGAGUGCCAUGUUUCUUCCAGUUGGCUAUCCAGAGACGGUCCAUGAGUGCUAUGCUAAAUUCCAUAUCUGGCUGGCUUUAGAAACGUUUAUAGGAUCAUCGACGGGUGUUUUAUGUAGUCAGGCAAUGCUUUCUUCUUUAGGUUUAGGUCACGCAGAAGCUGCGGCUGGUGCGGUUGCGAUUCAAUGGGUUCUUAAAGACGGAUUUGGCGAAAUAGGAAAAUUAUUUUUUAUAAAAAGAUUCGCAUAUUCCUUUGAUUCACACCCUAAAUCAUGGAAAAUGAUUAGUGAAAUAUUUGCUAUCACAGGAUACUUUCUCCAGCUAUGCACAUGCAUAGCAAAGAAUUCUCUUUUCUUACCGUUAGCGUCUUUGGGAAAUGCUUUUGAGAGCAUUCAAUACAGUAUAUUUGGAGCUACACAUAUGGCGUUUAUCCGAAACUUUGCUCUUUCUGGAAAUGUUGGCGAUAUUGUGGCUAAAGAUGAUGCGCAAAUGUCUCUGGCGCACUUGCUUGGAAUGCUUUGCGGUAUUGGCAUGAUUACUAUUUCUCACGAUCCGGCCUUUUUGUUUGGCUGUUUCACUAUCCUUGCACCCAUCAACAUGUACGCUACUUUAGCACUUUUGAACUCGGCACAAUUUGAGAUUUUGAACCAGGCGAAACUAUCAUUAAUUGGCAGACAAUAUAUCGAUUGUGGUAAAGUUCCAACUAUGGAAGAACUUAAGGAUAGAGAAAUUGGUUUUGGAGAAUGGGUCAAACCGGGGAAGAGUCCUAUAGGUGUUAAAAUACAUUUAGGAGUUCCUGCAUCAGAUGCGUUCCGCAAAACUGAAGAUGUAAUGGAUUCUUUGGACGUAUUAGGGAAUGAAAAUUAUUUACUAAACUAUCAACCACAUUCCAACACAAUUGAUAUUCUUUACCAUUCUGAUGCCGAAUCCAACGACGUGAUAAAGUCCAUACUUCAUUCGCUUAAAUUUCACGACUAUGUAACUAAACAUAAUAUGGCACAAAUGAACUCUGAAGACAUAACUCAGCGUAUCAGAGAGUCAAUGCGAGAAAGCCAUAAGUGGACGAAUGAAAACUUUGGAAGGUUUGUGGCGGAAUUAGAUGACAAAGAUUGGCAGAGUGAUGUGAUUUUUUGGUCAGAUAA